Molecule: messenger RNA, 3000 nt
Organism: Lachnellula hyalina
Lineage: Eukaryota; Fungi; Ascomycota; Leotiomycetes; Helotiales; Lachnaceae
Gene: Prex1
Product: Phosphatidylinositol 3,4,5-trisphosphate-dependent Rac exchanger protein
Exons: 6
Coding region: 1-3000 (999 amino acids)
Biological process (GO): regulation of GTPase activity
Cellular component (GO): cytoplasm
Molecular function (GO): guanyl-nucleotide exchange factor activity
Source: RefSeq, a predicted model, not a curated record
AUGGAUCUGUCAGAGGCAUCCUUUCAAAGCACGAAUCUUCUCCUCUCAACCCCGACAUGCUCUCGCCGAAGUUCGACACACAUCUCCCGAAAGACAAGCUGGGGAACGCCAAUUCCUCCUCCAAGCCAAAGGGGUUCGAUGGAGCAACACAAAGAUGAUGCAUUUGACGAAGUUGAUCUUGAUGCCGACGAUGGAAGUUCUUCUGGCCGUGAUAGUCUUGAGCGGAAUAUUUUGGAUAACGUUACUGCAUUAGGCUUGUCAUUCAACGCAGACGAUACUCAGACCGAGAAUGUCGCCACAGGUAAUCGGUUCUCUUUGGAUGAUGCAAAAGAUGUGGAAGACUUCGUCAAUCGAUCACUGCCCUUGAACUCCGAGUUCCCAUUCAAUAGGUGGGUGAAGAAACUCGAAAGACGUGCUGCAGGACGAAGACAGACAGUAAGCUGUGAUGCGAAUGGUUCGGCUCUGGAAAAAGAGCGUCCCAACUCGCCAUCUUCCAGAGAAAAGUUGAUCCAUAAGAAGUCCUCUUAUGGCUCCUCUUUUGGAUUUGUCACAGCCGUCAAAAGUGCCAGCAUCAGCCUUGCAAGCCUCAGUAUUGCUCCACACUCGAGAAGAACGGGCAUUUCAUCCCAUCACCAGAGGACCGACCGUAGCAGCAAAGCUUCACAAGGAGGCAGACACUCUGAAGACAGUUCAUCCUUCGCUAGAGGGGUUGUUGUGGACCAGGGCGUCACAACUCGUUUGCUCCAGCGCCGUCGGGUUCUUGAAGAGUUAAUUAGCACUGAAGAGAGCUACGUUGCAGAUGUCAAAUUCCUUGCACAUGUCUACGUUACGCUUUUGGCCUCCAUCCCAAACCUUUCGUUAGCCCUUCGAGCAUCUAUCAACAGAAACCUCAAUGAGAUUAUCGAACUGCAUGAAGAACUUCUCGGCGACUUGCAUCGAGUUGUUCCGCAUUCCGAAUAUACUCAGCCAGGUUACCAUCAGUCAUCUCUAUCUUUGCUUCCAAAAGGACACCACAGAUGGCGAAGUCUCGAUGCGGUUCCCGAAAACGGCCAUGGUUCGUCUUGGCUCCAAAAAAUACCAGGGCUGACUGCAGAGCCGAGAGUCGCAGCUGAAGUUGCGCGCAUAUUUGGCAGCAAGCUGAGCCGCUUCUUUAUUUACGAGGAAUACGGCGCCAAAUACGAGUUGAUGAUCAGGGAUGCGGCUACUAUGUAUAGGACAAUACCUCAAUGGGAAGUCUAUCAGAAGGGCUUCGAAGCACUGGCCUCGUCGCUCUCUUCGAUGAACAGUCAGCAUGGUAAUUCCAAGAAGGCUCUCGCAAUUGGAGAUCUUUUGGUGAAGCCAAUCCAACGAGUGUGCAAAUAUCCGCUCCUUUUUGCAGAGCUGUUGAAGCAGACACCGGUGUGCGAUUGCCCAAAUUCUCACCUAGCUAUCGAUAAUGUCCUCCUCAGAAUUCGUGAAGCGACGACCGAAAUUAAUCGGGCAACUGAUGACCCAAGGAUGAAAGCAACGAUGGAGAAAUCAUGGGUCCUGCAAGAUCGUCUUAUUUUCCCCGACAGGCCUGAUACUCGUUCCAAAAUUGCCAUCCGCGGCCUCGGGCAUAUCCAUCUUUGCGGAGUCUUACAUGUUUCUUGGCAAACCAAAAGCGGAGCUGAUGGACAAUACCUAAUCAUCCUACUGUAUCGUGACUUCCUCUUGCUAGCCUCCGCCCCAAGAUUAGAUCAAGUGUACAUUGUCCAAGCCUGUAUUGGCCUCAGUGACCUCAGGAUCGAAGAGAUUGAUAAUGGCAGAGGUGUGUCCAACUCUUUCCUAGAAAAAGUAGAUGGUUUUCCCAUGGAUGAGAACAAUGAUCGCCAAAGGUUUGAAAGCCAAGUUCUCAAUAAAAUGCUAAUGACUUCAAUAGGACUGCAGUGCCACACUGUUCCCUUUUCUUGGAAGCUGGUAUUCGAAUACGACCACCAACUGUUUGAGGUCACGAUGAGUGCUUGUUCUCAAAAAGAAGAGCUCGAGUGGCGAAGCCGACUUGUGGAUCAUUCUGGAAAGGAUCCUCUUGAUUCAGGCGAACAGGCGGCGCUUGCAUCUCUGUCCCUGUCAAUCAAGUCAAUGGGGACUGUCUUUGGAAAGCCCGGCACUAUCGCUAGAAGAAUGUCGAUACACAGAGCAAUGACUGUUGGCUCGAUAUCAGGAAUGUGUCAGGUUAUUAUCAAGAACACGAACGCCUUCAAAGAGUCAGCUUCAUCGACCAACAUCAACAGGUCGCAAUCUCUGCUUGCUACUAACCGCACUCCAGUUCUCGCUCCUUCUCGUGCCGAUCGGAUGCGGCUCGAGGCGCUUCUUGCAGAUGUAUGGACCCGUGAAGUUCUUCCUUACCCAGGAAUGUCAAGUCGCGCUAGGAGUGAGCAUCUUGCCCGCACAUCUGCCAGCUCUAUGAUGCGCAAACUUAGCGUAGCGAGCAUUGCAAGCAAUUUUACGAAGAGAUCCAGCAGCGUGGCCAGCCUACAUAAGACAGCAGAAGACGAUUCCAUUAGUGAGAAUGAUGCUCUGAGGUCUUACUCUCCAACUCGACUUGACCACAUAUCUAUCAACGUUCCGAUGGACAUUGAUGACCCUGCAAGAUCACGGUUAUCGGUGAUUCCAGAUGAGAGGGAGAACGUUCUGAAGGACUCCUUUGAAACCCUUCCAGGUUUGCAGGUUGUAGCCAAUGGUAGUCCUGCUAGCUCGCUGAAUAGGCUUGCAGUGCUGAAAAUCAAGACGAGCUGGGGAAAUGAUGGGCACAGGAUUAUUACUCCGCCUCCGAGAACUUCGAGCGCGAAUAGCGUAAAUCAGACCAGAACACCGGCACCAUCACUCAUUGCAGAUUCAUCUAUUGAAGAUAAAGAAAAUACUCCCCGAGCAAAGUCGGUCUCAAUUGCGGCAGAAUCGCGAAAGCCGGAAAGGAAAGGUAAAGGGCUUGGCAGGAGUAGUCGUAUCGUGCCAGGAAGUAUUCGCAGCUUCUUUCGUUAG